Molecule: messenger RNA, 3191 nt
Organism: Rotaria socialis
Lineage: Eukaryota; Metazoa; Rotifera; Eurotatoria; Philodinida; Philodinidae
Source: the annotation of a GenBank genome assembly
AUGCCAAAGAAACCUACAAAAAGAGGUUUCAAAGUUUGGACAUGGUGUGGGGUUUCAGCUUUUGUUUACGAAAUGAUACUGCAUCAUGGUUCACCGAAAAGUAUAUCUAAUGAAUUAGCUUUACCUGAUCGAUCAUUAAAACGAUUAGUUGUAUUAGAUUUAGUCAAAGAUGUUCCUGUUGUAUUUGCCAUAUUUAUCGAUAACUAUUUUGCAUCAACUAAAUUAAUAAAAAAAUUAACUCAACUUGGUUACAGAAUCACCUGCACGUUACGAUCGAAUCGAACAGAAAAAUGUCUAAUAUCAACGGAACAAGAAUUUUCUAAAAAGCAGAGAGGUUAUUACGAAUAUUUUAUAUCAAAGGACAAAACAUGCAUUGUAGUCGGAUGGAAAGAUUCAAAAAGAGUAUUAUUAGAUUCGAAUCAUGCAGGUAUAGAACCAAAAACAAAAUUAAAACGUUGGGAUAAAGAGAAAAGGUGUCGAGUUGAUAUUGUAGCACCUCAAAUUAUCAAUAAUUACAACAAAUUCAUGGGAGGCGUCAACAACAUGGACAUGCUGAUAGCCUUUCACCCUAUUCCAUUCAAAUCUAAACGUUGGUAUUCCAGAAUUAUAUGGAGAAUUCUAGAUGUAAUGAUUAUUAAUUCUUGGAUUAUUAGGAAUUCUCGUCUUUGUGGUCACAAUAGCUACAGUUCUGCAAGUCAUGGAAAAUUUAGAUUAUUUCAUUUCAAGUCUGAAAUAGCAAAAUUUUUAUUAACAAAACCAAAUCUUCAGAUAUUUUCAACAACUACUGUUAGUUCAUCAAUAGAUGUUUAUCAAAGUGAUGAAGAAAAUGAACCACCAACAAAAACAUUACGUGAAGCCAGGUCCAGUGUAACAGAUGUUACACAGUAUGAUAAUUCUAAUCAUUGGCCUUUAUUUAUUUCUGCUCCAAAUAAUACUCGAUGUAAAAACGACAACUGUUCUGGAAAAAUAUAUUGGCAAUGCUCCAAAUGUAAUGUGCACUUAUGCCUUAAUUCAAGUAAAAAUUGUUUCAAUGAAUACCACACUCAUAAAUAAGUUUCUACUAUAGACAUACAAUUUCACAUUAGGACUGCGUAUCUUAAUUUUUUGUUAAAAAAUUAUUAAAAAGAUUACUUUCUAUUAAUUUAUUAUGUUUACAACAAAAUAAAUAAAGUUAUUCACUUGAAACCGCUUUUGAUGUAUACAUUCAGAAUAAUGAUAAAUUUGGACCGGUAAAACCGAAUGUCCCUUCCAAGGGACAUUUUAUAUCUCCAUAAGGAAAAAAAAAGUUUUUUCUUUUGCUAUCAAGAUUUCUUAUUGGGGUACUAGAGUUUCUAUUUUAGCGAUUAUUUUGUUAAAUUUGCAACGAUAAAGCCUUCGGGCUUUUAAGGGUUAAGAUUAAUUUCGAUUAUAAUUGAUUAAAUCUCAAUUUUUGUCUAUUUUUAUUUCUUUAAUCAAAUUGCUACUGAUUUUUAUUCUAUUUCUUUAAAAUAGAUGCUGUAAAGAAAAGCUACACACAAGACUAGUUGAGCAUUCUUUUCUCUAAUGAAGUCUUGAACUGUCAAUGUGGGCUCUUCCGUGGAGAAUAUCCAUUACUCCAAAGCUAUAUACAGAUACUUAUCAAAAUGAAAAGAUCGGUUCUGUCUAGUACAAUUUUAUUUAUGCUCGUUUUUUGAUAAAAAAAACACUGACUAAUAAUUUUAUUGAAUUCAGAUCAUCGAAUGGAUAUCAGAAACACAAGAGUUUCGCAUAAAAUAAUAAAUCAUUCAGUAGAUGGGAAGAUUUGAAAACAAGAUGAUUGCUUCACACGUUUUGUGCAUUCAUAUAGCCCUCCAAGUUUUUCACAGGAACUGAAAGCCCAGGUGAAUCAAUCCGAUACCGAAUCUCAUCAGAUUCUAUAGAAUCCUACCAUCCGACGAAAUCCUGUUGGAUUCCUGGUUGAGGAAUCAACGUCGGAUCCGAAUGUCGUAUUUCCAAUGAUAUCCGAUUUAGCGGCGGCGCCAGGAAUUUUGAUCUGGGGGGGCUGAGCCCCUCACUUAUAUUUUCUAGGGGGCUGAAAAAAUUUCUGGGGGAGGCUCAGCUGCUUUUUUAUCAAAAUUCUGAAAAAUUCUGAGGGGGCUCAAACAGAAUCUGAGGGGGCUCAGCCCACCCUAGCCCCCCCGUGGCGCCGCCACUAAUCCGAUUGUCGGAACCAAUGAAAUCCGAAGCAUUCCGGUUUCGAUUGACGGUUGAUGUCGGCUUUUAUAAGUUUCCGAUACUCGGAUCCGACAUCGGAUUCCGGAACCAGGAAUCCGACAGUUUCUUUGCGCCUUCCGAAGAGCUUCUGUCGGACUCCGAUGGGAACCGAUCGGAGCUCCUCGGAUCCUAUACUGGGAUUGAUUCUCCUGGAAACUCACAGUUAGAUGGAAUUGCUGAUUAUCGUAUCACUCAGUAACCCAAAUGCCGAAACGUUUAACACUGAUUGCCGGUGGAAACGCUACUGUUUUCCAUGAAAGAAGAUGACGGUAUCUGUACAUCACUAUUGAUCCAUCAGUAUUAUGAACGAUUUCAUUAAUACUUUUUGUCUAUAAGUAUUCUCGGUGAUUAUUAUUUAAUGAUGAGGUUUUGCGAUAAUGAUAACUACUCGUUCCUAGUUACACACUUCACCAUUCUCUUCUAAAACGAGGGAAAAGAUUUCCAUGAAGUAUGACUUAAGGUAUAAUUAUGAAUAGAACUCAGGAUUAUUCAUAUGAUGGCAAAGAACACUACAACAUUAAAUUCAAUAUGAAUUAUGUUGACAUAGGCAAAACAAAGUACUUCAUCUACAUAUGAAAGUGUGGAGGUGUCGUCUUUCUCAAGAGUUUGAGAAAUCAAUUUCAUGUGCAACUGUAUUGUCUUGCUAUUUAUCAACAAUUUACUUCAAACUUUAAUAGAUCUAAAGAGAUAAUAUGUGAAUAAUUAGUUUGCUGGCACUAGGCACAUGAAAUAGUUUACUCAUAAUCUGAUUAACUGAGACAAGUUCACCAAGCAGUUUGUUUAAUAAAAUGAAUAUUAUCGCUGAGGCGAUGCUACAGAUUAUGCCAAUUGAUAUCAGCCCAUGUCGUCUCUUUUUUAUCAACUGUGCCGCAGUUACGCGCAGAGCCAAUUUUGCGUCGCAGUUACGCGUAACUAUGGCGCAUUGAUCGUAGUGGAGAUUCUAUAAGAAACUACGCGUA